Molecule: messenger RNA, 1153 nt
Organism: Zea mays
Lineage: Eukaryota; Viridiplantae; Streptophyta; Magnoliopsida; Poales; Poaceae
Product: very-long-chain enoyl-CoA reductase
Exons: 2
Coding region: 76-906 (276 amino acids)
Biological process (GO): lipid metabolic process
Molecular function (GO): oxidoreductase activity, acting on the CH-CH group of donors
Source: RefSeq, a predicted model, not a curated record
CUUCUGUUCUGUUUAUAUAUUUGGAGAUUGGAGUACUGGAGGCACGUACCGACCGGCCGGCCGGGCGACCCAGAGAUGUGGCUCCCGUUCCUGUACCCGCCGCCGGCGUCGGUGUACGUGACGGUGAUGUCCGUCGUGUCGCUCUUGUCCGCGGCGAACGCCGGCCUCUCCGAGCUCCGCGGCAACCACGUGUCCUACUCCAAGUUCUGGCACGUGGCCGCGGCGGCGGGCGGCGACGGCAGCAACAAGCAGCGCGCGCGGGCCGGUGGCGGCGCCGUCUUGACAGGCCGGGACGGGAUGCUGGUGACCUACGCCCCGGCGUUCGCCGCCGCCGCGGCGUCCUUCGCCGUGCCGGGCGCCGUGGAAGGCGCGCGCGCGCGGCUGCUCAGCGCCGCGCUCACCGCCCACUUCCUCAAGCGGCUUCUCGAGGUGCUGUUCGUCCAUCGGUACAGCGGGAGCAUGCCGCUGGGCACGGCGGUCGGCGGCGCCGCCAACUACUUGGUCGCCACGGCCACCAUGGUGUACGCGCAGCGCCUCAGCCGCAGCGUCCAGGACCCGCCCGUGGACCUGCGCGGCCCCGGCGUGGUGGUCUUCGCCGUCGGCCUCGCCGGCAACUUCUACCACCACUGCCUCCUCUCGAGGCUGAGGGCAGACGGCGGCGGCAGCAAGGGGUACAAGAUCCCCAGGGGCGGGCUGUUCGGGCUCGUCGCCUGCCCGAACUACCUCUUCGAGAUCGUCGGGCUCUUCGGGGUCGCCAUGAUCGCGCAGACGGUGUACGCGCUCGCCUACGCCACAGGAGCGGCGGCCUACCUCGCCGGCCGGAGCUGCGCCACCAGGAGGUGGUACCAGUCCAAGUUCGACGAGUUCCCAGCGAGGAUCAAGGCGUUGGUGCCGUAUGUGCUGUAGCCAACUCCCAGCUCUGGCUCUAUGUUUGAAUAAAUAUAUAAGAAACAAGUAAGAGCCUCUUUGGCAGGGAUUUGUAGCUUUUCUCUAUGAAAAAAGCUACAACUAUAUCAAACACUUUUUUCAAUGCACUAUGCAUUCUUUAUCGAGUGUCACAAACACUCGGUAGAGGCUUUUUUUUAUCCGGCAAAGUCUUUUGCGGAGUAUUGCACUCGGCAAAUAUUUUAUCCCUAAGUGAUUUUUUACCAAA